This is a messenger RNA of Cydia pomonella (codling moth), 1856 nucleotides long. RefSeq names its product lipase 1-like. Bases 522 to 1748 code for a protein of 408 amino acids. The transcript has a single exon. Gene Ontology annotation, molecular function: hydrolase activity, acting on ester bonds. Gene Ontology annotation, biological process: lipid metabolic process. NCBI's taxonomy places the organism in Eukaryota, Metazoa, Arthropoda, Insecta, Lepidoptera, Tortricidae. The record is from RefSeq and is a predicted model, not a curated record.
GCCUGCUUCGCUGCCGCGAGCGUGCGUCUGGUCCGCGCUAGUAACUGCGUAUUAGUGGAACAUAUAUUAUUUUACAGAGAGAGUGAAUACUAGUCAAAAGUGGCCGAACAAAUAAUUUAAAUGUUUUUUCGCCUUACGCAUUUUAUGAAGAUGUAGGUUUUUCAAAUUCUCAAUGGUGGUACUAGUUUCAAGUAAUUAAUGUAACAUGAUUUACACAUAUUACGAUUUAUUGAAUAAAUUAGGGUUUUUACAUAUCUCUGAUCAACAAUGUAAAAUAAAUUAAUAUCAAUUAGCGCUAUGACUCUUGAGUCUUUGGACAUUUCUUCUCUAAAUUCAAAUAAAUCUAGGAUGAACAUACUAAUUUUCAAGGUAAACAAGUUGAUUUUACAGUGUUUUGUUGCAUGAAUAAUUACGUUUGUAAUUUAACAGGAAGUAGUAUUGUUUACAUAUACAUUAUUCAAUUAUUUUUUAACGCGUGACUAGUUUUUUGUUGUGUCGUUCGAUUAGUAUCAGUAUCCAUAAUGUCGUGGACCGCGUUCAACGGCUUAGUGCUUUUCAUAUUUGUAGUACAGUCCCAAGCGGACUCGAACCUUUUACGCUCGCUAGCGAACAUAACUUCACUCGCUAGCAAUGAUAAGGACUUCAUCCACAUCGCCUCUGAAUACGGAUAUAAAGCUGAGAAACACGAAGUAACGACCGACGAUGGAUACAUACUGACCGUGUUCAGAAUACCGCCCGAGAGUAUAUGUUCCAAGAAACUCCCAAUUCUGUUAAUGCACGGCCUUCUCCUAUCGUCUGAAUGCUUCAUAGUGUCCGGACAGAAUGCUCCCGCAUUCGUACUAGCUCGAGACUGCUACGACGUAUGGGCCGGCAAUGUACGCGGCAACCAUCACUCCCGCAGACACGUGACUCUAGACCCCGACAGAGACUUCAAGUUUUGGAAGUUUUCAGUCGACGAAAUGGGUUUUUACGACAUUCCGGCCAUAGUUGACUAUGUUCUAGAUGCGACGGACUCUAAAAAACUGAUCUACAUCGGCUAUUCACAAGGCAGCACCACUUUCUUCAUCAUGAACUCCGAGAAACCGGAAUAUGCUAAAAAAAUUAGUCUCUACAUUGGUUUGGCACCUUCUACGACACAAUAUCACACGAAAUCUGAACUUUACAGAACGGCAGUGGUAUCUAUAAAAUCUUUUCAAAAUGCUUUGGAAGCUACGGGUAUUUGGGAGGUUUUCUCCCGCGGUCUUCCUGCCCAAAUCACCUUAAACAGGUUAUGCCGAAUGAAGAUACUGAUAGAGUUAGUUUGUGAUGUAGGAUUAUAUAUAUUAGAUUCCCCACAUUCAGACUCUAUUACCGCAGAAAUUUUAAAACGAAUAGUUGAUUACGAGCCAUCCGGUACGUCUAUACAUAACCUGGCCAGAUACGGUCAGGCUAUGAAUGAAAGCAGGUUCAUUAAAUUCAACUACGGAGCUACAAACAAUUUGAAGGCUUACGGGAGUCGUGAACCACCCGAAUAUGACUUGGGUAAGGUGACUAUGCCGGCUGUGGUGUUCCACGGCAAGUCCGACCAUCUCGUGGAUACAAUAGACAUGGACUGGCUCGCGAGACAGCUGCCUAACCUGCUGGAGUAUGUGACAGUGGAGGACCCCUUAUGGAACCAUUUCGAUAUGGCGUUCAGUCGAUAUUGGAAAGACAUGAUUUAUGUUAGGAUGAAAAAGUAUUUAAAUAAAUUGACGACCGGUUUGGCCUAGUGGGUAGUGACCCUGCCUACGAAGCUGAUGGUUCCGGGUUCAAAUCCUGGUAAGGGCAUUUAUUCGUGUGAUGAGCAUGGAUAUUUGUUCCUGAGUCAUGGGUGUUUU